CACAUGGCUAGCCAUAAGGGAAAUUUAGGUUAUGAAGAAAUCCAAAGCUGCACCUUGAACUUGAUCCUAAGUGCCUUGGAAAGUAGCAGUCCAUUUCUAAGAUGUUCUGCUGCUGAAGCCCUAGCCAGACUUGCACAGGUGGUAGCUGAUAAUACUUUCACUGCUGGAUUGGCACAAAUUAGCUUUGACAAGCUAAAAUCUGCGAGAGAUGUGAUAUCAAGAACAGGACAUUCUUUGGCUCUAGGCUCUCUUUAUAAGUACACAGGAGGAAUUAGUUCCGCUUAUCAUCUUACUGCAUGUGUUGGAAUACUUUCUACCUUAUCUCAGGAUAACACUUCACCUGAAGUACAGACGUGGGCACUGCAUUCUCUGUCACUGAUCAUUGAUUCUGCUGGUCCUUUAUAUCAUGUGCAUGUGGAACCUACCCUCUCUCUUGUUCUUAUGUUGUUGUUGACUGUGCCUCCUGCUUAUACUGAAGUCCAUCAAAGCCUUGGUCGCUGUUUAAAUGCACUUAUAGCCACUUUGGGUCCUGAGUUGCAAGGCAGCAGUGCUGCAGUCUCAGCCUUAAGGGCAUCCUGUCUCCUUGGCUGCACAGUGAUGCAGGGUAAUCCUGACUGCCUCGUCCAGGCUCAAGCUAUCUCUUGCCUUCAGCAGCUUCACAUGUUUGCUCCUCAUCAUGUAAACCUGUCUAGUCUUGUCAAGUGCCUUUGUGAGAUCUUGUUGGAAAAUUCUGUGUUGGUGAAUCUCUCUAGUUCGUAUCUAUUAUUGAGACGUGCUGUUCUAGCUUGUUUGCAUCAGCUUGUGCAGAGAGAGGCAGUUGAAGUAUCUGAACAUGCAGUGGCCCUUGCUAAAGAUGGUGGAGAAGACUUUACUCCAGGUGUUAAUAUAGGUGAAAUAGGCCUUGAAGGAGCUUUGCUGAGCUUGUUGGACAAAGAAUUGGACCCAAAACUGUGCCAAGAUAUCAGAGAAACCCUGACCCAUAUGCUUAUGUCAAUGGCUGUUGGAAAACUCUCUUUUUGGCUGAAACUCUGCAAAGAUGUUCUGGCUGCUUCUGCUGAUUUUACAACUGUUGCUUCAGUGGAUACAAGCCAAGAAGAAGAGGGUACUCAAGUAGAUGAUGAAUUGGCAUUAACUUUGGCAAAGAAGGAUAAAUCGCACCCAUUCCCACAUCCCCGGUGGUCUACUAGAGUUUUUGCUGCAGAAUGUGUUUGUAAAAUUAUCACCCAGUGUGAGAGUGCAGGCAGUGCUCAUUUUGACAUAGCUCUAGCACAGGAAAUGAAACAAAGGGACUCAAGAGGUUGGUGCUGCUCUUAGACCAGCCUUUACCUCAGAAACACCACCUGAUGUAACAGCAAAAGCAUGUCAGGUUUGCAGUGCUUGGAUAGCAAGUGGUGUAGUAAAUGAUCUUAAUGACCUUCAAAGAGUUCAUCAUUUGCUUGUGACGUCCUUGACAAAAGUACAGGCUGGAAAAGAAGCACAAAAUCAACUAUACAAUGAAGGGACAUCUACUAUGGAAAUACUCACUGUACUAAAAGCUUGGGCAGAGGUUUAUAUAGUUGCCUUACAAACACAGAAGAAACAAAAUGGCAUCAAUAGUCCACCUUUGGUUAAAAACAUUUCAGAGGAAAGUUUCCGGGAUCCAUCCUCUUCAGUGGAUGAACUUCUGGAUUUAGUCCAAGUGGAUCUAGGGAAUCUGAGCAAACUCUGGCUUGCUGCACUUCAGGACUUUGCUCUCUUAACUUUGCCAUCAGAAUUUGCUUCUCAACUUCCCUCUGAAGGUGGUGCUUUCUAUACUGCAGAAACAAUUGAAAAUGCAAGACCGCAUUAUCAAAAUGCUUGGGCUCAGAUUCUUCAUGCUACUGCAUUAUGGCUUACUAGCACUGGCUUUCUGGUUGGUGAUUCAGAUGAAGGUCUAACUAAUCUUUCACGACCUGUGACUCCAACUAGUAUGUGUCAAGAUUCAACCUCUAGGGGUGCAGUAAAAUCACCUGAAGAUGUGAAUAAUGAUAGAUUUCAUCUUGUUCUGGGGAUUAGUGUGGAAUUUCUCUGUUCUCCCCGGUCAGAUGAAGCGAUGGAGAACAUUACUGCUUGUCUAGAUGCCUUGCGGGUCCUGCUUGAGGUUCCCUGGCCAAGAUCGAAGGUUGGAAGUGAUAAGGAACUGAGUGUGGAAUUGUUGAAUGUUUUACAUCGACUUAUACUGACCAGAGAAUCCCCAGACAUUCAACUAGCUGCUCUAGAAGUUGUCCAGCAGGUUCUUUUUGCAGCACAGGAGCAUGUCAAGGAAAAACGGAGAAGUGCAGAAGUUGAUGAUGGGGCUGAAGAAAAGGAGACAUUGCCAGAGUUUGGAGAAGGCAAAGAUACUGGAGGACUUAUACCUGGGAAGUCUUUAGUCUUUGCAACACUAGAAAUGUGUAUGUGUGUUCUUGUAAGGCAGCUACCUCAGCUAAACCUGAAGAUAACAGGUAGCCCUGGAAUUACAGCUGGAAAACCUCAGUUGUUAUCAGCGGAUGGGAACAGACUGGUGGCAGCAGCCCUGGGAAUCCUCUCUGGUGUUCCUGCAGUCUGUUCACCAGAAGGAAGCAUUGCUGUUCUUCCCACAAUCUUAUAUCUGAUUAUUGGAGUCCUCAGAGAAACGGCUGUGAAGUUACCCAGUGGCCACUUACCCAUGACUGUUGCUGCAUCACUGCAAGCUCUUAAAGGUGUCCUAUCAUCACCCAUGGCUCGGGCAGAGAAGAGCCAAAUGGCUUGGAAUGAAUUGCUCCGUAGUGCUCUGCUCACCAUUCUUAAUUUUUGGGAUCAAGGUGAUGCUGGUCAAGAAUUGGAUGAAAGUAGUCUGCUGACUGCGAUCACUGUAUUUAUCUUGUCUGCAAGUCCAGAAGUUAGCACCAUGGAAUGUUUUCAGAGACAGUGCAUUGAGAAAUUUAAAUCAGCUAUGGAAUCUAAAGAUCCCAUUGUACAACUUAAAUGCUACCAGCUGCUCCUUUCCAUUUUCCAGUGUCCCAAUCAAACUGUUUCAUAUCCUUAUAUUCAUUCAUUAAUAUAUUCAAUAGUGGCCAAGCUACAAGAAACAGAAAAAAUUAAACCAGAGAAUUCUGCCGAACUUCAAGUCGUUCAAGAAGGGAUAAAGGUAGUGGCUGCUGUUAUAGCCCUUGCUGAAGAAGAGCAUCGAAGUCAGCUAGUGGCUUGUUUUAUUCCCAUCCUCAUCUCUUUUCUUUUGGAUGAAAACGCCCUAGGAUCAGUUUCAAGUUCAGCAAAGCAUCUUCAUGAGUUUGCUUUGCAUUAUCUGAUGCAGAUUGGUCCACAGUAUACGUCAGCCUUUAAAAAAUCAAUGGCUUCUUCCCCAUCAAUGAAAGCAAGACUUGAGUCAGCAGUGAAAGGCAAUCAAGAAAGCAUCAAGGAUAAGUCAACAUCUAAGCAUUCAAAGAAUCCUGGGAAGAGCUCAAGUAUUCAACUAAAGACUAACUUUCUGUGAAAAGGACUUCUAAAUCUUAAUGAUUUUUUCCUAGGUAUUAUCAUGGAGAUUUUUGUUUUCAGUUCUAUUAUGCAUUAUUUAAUUUUAUAUAAUGUUCCGGUUCCAGAGAAGUGCAUGCAUGCACCCAUCUAUCUAUCUCUCAGCUGAUUGACUCAGUAUCUGCUACACCGUUUACUGCUAAAGCUACUGAACUAAAGCUAUAGUACUAGUUACCAUAUCUGUUUGCAAAUGCAAUUCCCAAUAAGAAGAUGGUCAUUCAGUUGUUAAAAUGUAUAUUACAAGACUUUUUUUUAAAGUUGCAAUUUUCUUAAUUUUAUUUGGAACAUACUACAACACUUCGGAAUAAAAGAUAAUGAAGACUUAAGUAAAUGUGUUAACAUCUUGAUACACUUAUAUUAAUAAAGCUACAUUUAUUUUGGUCUUGAA
Molecule: messenger RNA, 3898 nt
Organism: Thamnophis sirtalis
Lineage: Eukaryota; Metazoa; Chordata; Lepidosauria; Squamata; Natricidae
Source: RefSeq, a predicted model, not a curated record